GUUUGUGGGGUCGGGUGUUAGUGGUGGCGAAGAGGGUGCCAGAUAUGGACCAUCGCUGAUGCCAGGAGGACAUCCCGAGGCCUGGCCACACAUCAAGGACAUAUUCCAGAAGGUGGCGGCUAAGGCCGAUGGCGAGCCCUGUUGCGAUUGGGUGGGCGAUGGAGGGGCCGGACAUUUCGUCAAAAUGGUCCACAACGGCAUAGAGUACGGGGACAUG
Molecule: messenger RNA, 217 nt
Organism: Oppiella nova
Lineage: Eukaryota; Metazoa; Arthropoda; Arachnida; Sarcoptiformes; Oppiidae
Source: the annotation of a GenBank genome assembly